Molecule: messenger RNA, 417 nt
Organism: Peniophora sp. CBMAI 1063
Lineage: Eukaryota; Fungi; Basidiomycota; Agaricomycetes; Russulales; Peniophoraceae
Source: the annotation of a GenBank genome assembly
AUGAGCACCGAAUCCAACUUUACUCGCUUCGUUGAGGUCGGCCGCGUCGUCCUCCUCCAGUCCGGCCCCUCUGCUGGCAAGAUUGCCGUCAUUGCAGAGAUCAUUGACCACAACAGGGCGAUCAUCGACGGCCCGACGACCGGUGUCCCCCGCCAGGCGUUCCCCUACCGCCACCUGUCCCUCACGCCGCUGACCGUCAAGAAGCUGCCCCGGGCCGCACGCACCGGGAUUGUGAAGAAGUACCUGGAGAAGCAGGAGAUCACGAGCAAGUGGGAGGCCUCGAGCUGGAACAAGACGCGCGAGCAGGUCGCCGCACGGCGCUCGCUCUCCGACUUUGAGCGCUUCAGCGUCAUGCUCCUCAAGAAGCAGCGCAGGGACCGCGUCCGCAAGUCGGUCAAGGCCGCCGGCAAGGCAUGA